AUGGAAAACGAUCUCUCUUGUGGCUCGGGCAGACAAAGUGAUGCCAACUUGUCCACUAUGAUGCCGAGCGAUCUGGACUAUGAAUACAGUAAGAACAUGCGCAACAUCUCUGUCCAAACCGGUGAAGAAUUUUCUCCCGAGUUUCUUAGGGAUCGUGUAUCUCGAAGAACACCUUUCACGAACGACGCCAGUCAGGUUCCCACAAUUAAACCGAGCUGUAAUGCAAUCCAAAAUCAUCACCACUUAGAUUUUUCUCCUGGUAAAGCAUAUGCAUUUGAUGCAGACAAAGGUUAUAUGGACAGGUCGAGUACGUAUCAAAAGAAAUUGUCAGCUGACUUUGAUAAAAGCAGCCCAAGGUCCGCUAUUUCCGUUUGUUCAUCAGAUUAUUCCCCAAACGCCAAAGCAUCGGGAAAUUUGGACCGUACUUUGUCUGGGAAAAUCAAAUUCCUCUGCAGCUUCGGGGGAAGAAUUCUACCGAGACCCAAUGACGCAAAGUUGAGAUACGUUGGUGGGGACACACGGAUCAUAUCCAUCAGAAAGGACCUAACUUACAAUGAGCUUGUAAAAAAGACAAGUGCAGUGUGCAGUUAUCCCCACAUGAUCAAGUACCAGCUCCCGGGGGAGGACUUGGAUGCCCUCAUAUCUGUCUCCUCAGACGAGGACCUUCACCACAUGAUCGAGGAGUAUCACGAUCUGGAAAGAAAAUCACAGAGGCUCAGGAUUUUUCUCGUUUCUUGCGGUGAACUCGAGGGCCCGGGUCCUGAAACGAGGGGCAGACAGAAAAGUGAUUCCGAUUAUCAGUAUGUAGUUGCGGUUAAUGGCAUGAGCCCGCAAAGGAGCUUGAGCAGGGAGAGUCUCGAGAGCCAGUGGAUGAAUAAUAACCCGGAAGAGAGCCCAACCGUGCAGCAAAAAGAUCCCGCCAAUGCAUUUCGUCACUUGGAAAAUCUCAAGCUGAUGCUUGUGGGCCCAGGCUCCUCCCCUCCAUCAUCUCCCUCUCAGUUUAAAGAUCCAAAGACUUCGUACGUGAGGACAUAUGACAAUGUUGCGUGUCCUUAUGGGUAUCAAAUUAAUUGCCCGUAUGUUGUGGACACCUCAGUUUAUGAUAACCCCGCCUGCGUGGAUACUGCACCUUUGGUGGAAGGUGCAGGCCCGGUCAGCAGCCAUGUUGCACAAUCGCACUCACCGUCUGUUGCGGGGUCUCAAUUUCAUGUUGCAAGUAGUGAAUUUCUGUCUUCUUUGGUGUAUGGUAUAAAUGGUUAUACAGAUGAAAGUAGAGGUUUUCUAAAUCCCGAGAAGUUAGUUCCUCCUGCAGAUAUGUUUUGUUUUUCUCCUGUCUCUGAUUUUCAUGCUAAAUGUACAGUAAUCGAUGCCUCGGAAUUAGCACUGCCGUCUAAUGACGAGAGGAGAUUCACUUUGGAACAUGGGAUGGAAAUGAGUUAUCAGCCCUUUGCUGUUGGAAAUUCGCCAUUCAUUGAUGCAUCCAGUUCAUCUCAAGGAGUAGUUAACCAACGCACGGCAUACGAGAGAUAUCUCACAUUGGGGAAUAAGGAUCACACCUUUCAGGAAUCUUCAAAUCUUAACAAGGAUAUCACUGAAUGUGGUAAAGGUUCGACAAAUUGGAUGGAGAAUAAUGAAAUUUAUUUUGAUCAGGAUGUGAAACUCAGUGCUGUUGCCAACAACCAUGCCUCAAAUUCUGAUUUUUUGGAGAAAAAGGCGAAUUUACCUCAAAUAAUAUGUCAACCGAAUUCGAUAUUGUCAGUUGAUGUUCCAAAAUCAGAGCCGCAGCUGAUUGGGGCCAAGCGUUCUUCUUCAUCUUCAUUGUGUAGUUCUGUAGAAAAUCCAUCAGACGUCUGGAAAGAGCUAUCCGAAAAUUACCAAAUAAGCUCAAACAAACCCAACUUUCUCAUUAGGAGCCAGAGAGCUGAUAGUGAGCCGAACCAAGAUGGUCAUAAUGCUAUCGAUGGCAAUACAAGCUUUUUUGGAUGUCACGUGCUUGAACCUGAUGUUGUGAGGAAAGAACAUAACGACCAAUCAAACUUCAUAGAUUUGGUUCAAUUACCUGAAAAUGAAUCUGGUUUGGGUUUAUACACUAGGGGUCCUCUUGUUUUGCCAGAAACAACCGUAAAUGAUGCUUUAGGCGAAGUAUCUGUUGAAAGUAUAACGAAAGAGAAACCUGACAGGAAUUCUCGUGAGGAAAUGACGAUUAGGAGUGCUACUACUGUCAGUUCUAAGUCAUCAGAUAAUGUUCAAGAAAUUUCUGAACCAGAAAAGCCUUUUGUAGAUGAACACAGUGAAGAAUCUAACUAUGCAUCGGAAGAUGAUGACGAUGGAGCUGGCAUUGACGACAAGGAUGAACCCAUAAGUGAUGCUGCAAUUAUCGAAAUGGAAGCCAGCAUAUAUGGUUUGCAGAUCAUUAAAUAUGCUGAUGUUGAAGAAUUACAAGAGCUAGGAUCUGGUACCUUCGGGACAGUAUAUCAUGGAAAGUGGAGGGGUACAGAUGUUGCUAUCAAGAGAAUAAAAAAGAGUUGUUUUGCCGGAGGAUCUUCCGAACAAGAAAGACUGACCAAAGAUUUUUGGAGGGAGGCUAAGAUUCUUUCCAGGCUUCACCAUCCUAAUAUAGUAGCAUUUUACGGCGUGGUUCCUGAUGGGCCUGGCGGUACACUGGCCACCGUGUCUGAGUAUAUGUCUAAUGGGUCAUUGAGACAUGUUCUCACGAGGAAGGAUAGAGCACUAGAUCGGCGUAGAAAGGUUAUAAUCGCACUAGAUGCAUCUUUUGGCAUGGAGUACUUGCAUUUGAAAAAUAUUGUCCAUUUUGAUUUAAAAUGUGACAAUUUGCUAGUUAACUUGGGCGAUUCUCAGCGGCCUGUGUGCAAGGUCACUGAUUUUGGACUAUCAAGAAUCAAACAGAACACUCUCGUGUCAGGUGGCGUUCGAGGAACACUUCCUUGGAUGGCUCCGGAGCUUUUAAAUGGAAACAGUAGUCGCGUCUCUGAGAAAGUAGAUGUUUUCUCUUUUGGUAUUGCCAUGUGGGAGAUUUUGACUGGAGAAGAGCCAUACAUUGAUAUGCAUUGCGGUGCCAUCAUAGGUGGAAUUGUAAAUAACACGCUGAGGCCUGUGAUCCCCGAGCGUUGUGAUCAUGAGUGGAGAAAGUUGAUGGAGGAAUGCUGGUCACAUGACCCAGCAGCAAGGCCUUCUUUUACUGAGAUCACAAAACGGCUCCAGGUUAUGUCGACCGCUCUCCAACCCAAGAGGUUCAAUAAUAUAGUUAAAAGAUGA
Molecule: messenger RNA, 3276 nt
Organism: Striga hermonthica
Lineage: Eukaryota; Viridiplantae; Streptophyta; Magnoliopsida; Lamiales; Orobanchaceae
Source: the annotation of a GenBank genome assembly